Molecule: messenger RNA, 1089 nt
Organism: Pecten maximus
Lineage: Eukaryota; Metazoa; Mollusca; Bivalvia; Pectinida; Pectinidae
Source: RefSeq, a predicted model, not a curated record
AAAUGACGCAAUGAUAUAUUUUAACGGAUCCACGUAUUUAUCUAGCGUUGUUUGCAGCAGUGAGUGGUUGACAGAAAACUCAUACCUCAACGGACCUUGCAGCCGAUUUAUCGAUAAGGAUGGUGAGGAGACUGAUGUCGCAUUCAGUUUCCACUGCAGGUCAUGGCCAGAUCACCUCAGUAAUUUCGGUAAUCGCACAAGAUAUUGUGUUUGGCCAUCAAGGCAUCUGGUCAAUUACAUAAUUAAUCAAGGUUGUUACUUUGUUGCAAUUGGUGACAAACAUUCAAGACUCUUUGGAAUGCAAUGGCGGAUUUCUUUUGCAUCAGCCGAAAAAUCCGUCUGGUCGUUCAAUCACGUACAAUUGAAAACGUAUGCUUUAUUGAAAAUUUUCCUGAGGGAGUGCAUCGAACGCGAUCAGUCGAUAAAUGAACUGCUCUGUUCCUACUUCAUGAAAACAAUUGUAUUCCAUGCGAUAGAACACGCCACACCAUCUAUGUGGGUGGACGAUAACAUUGUCCAGUGUUUUUGGUAUUGUUUUACCAUACUCCUGGAAUGUGUACAGACGGGAUACUUGCCGAACUACUUUAUUCUGACCCACAACAUGUUUCUAUCUAAUGUCACUGGUGACAACAGGAGAAGAUUACUCCGUGUGCUGAAUAGAUAUCAGUGUAUGGGAUACACUUGUCUGUUUCAGUGUCCGAGUUUUCAGACUUUACCUCGAAAUAUACAAGAAAAUCCUUCCAUGUAUCCAUCAUCAAAUGACCCUAGAUUACAAGAAAUGAAUGAAGAUGUCGAAUUAUUAAGAAACAUUAAAUUCCAUGGGUAUAACUGCACAAAUAUUGCACAUGCUUUGAAAUUAAUUAACAGAAUAUUCCUGAAAUGUUCUGACGACAACUUUUGUGAUUUAGCACUGCUUCACUUGAUUCAGGUAAUUACAAGCGUUUUUAGUAAAUGUAUUGCUGACCUGACCUAUACCCAUCAUGAAAGCAAUAAAACUGUCUACAAACAAAUCAGGAGGCACAAACGCUUCCUCCAUUUGUCGUCAGGCCACAGAUGUCUGUAAUGGGUUGUUAUCACUGGCAACGUUUU